UAUUGGCACUCUUCGAUAUUUGCAGUAUCGAACGUUUAAAACCUUUAAGGAAUCAUGUAUUCUGCUCCUGCUUAAUUCGAUUUUAUCCACCUGGUAUAUUGAUUAUUCAAUGCGACGAUAUUCGGCCGUCUUUCCGGUCCUAAUAUCUGUGCUAUUUAACAUCAUUUGAAAAGAAAUUGAGUUGUUAUCAUCGCCCUCAGGAUGAAUCACAACUAAUGGAAUAUUAGUGGGGUAAUCAGUGGAUUUUUGUUAUCUUUUUCCCUGUUUGUGUUUCGCCGUCAAGGCACUCAAGAAUUGAAUGAAGACUACAGUGCAAGAUAUACUUUUUUCCGAAAUGAAGAAACGAUGUAAUGUUCCCUUCACUGUCCCUUUGUGGAUACUUCUAUUAAUGCUGGUAGGUGUUCUGCCCUCGUGUAUAUGUUUACACCAAAAUGACCUUUGGAGAAACGGAGAUGUAAUGCUUGGGGGUCUUUUCCCCAUCCAUCUAACAUACACAGAUAACAAAUGUAUACGGCUCCGUCCAGAGGCUCUUGUUCUUUCCGAAGCUAUGAGCCUAGCAGUCGAAGAAAUUAACAAUAGCCAAGACAUUCUGCCUAAUGUUACCAUAGGGUAUGUCAUUCGCGAUACGUGUGGUAGCGAACAAAUUGCAAUUAAGUCUGCUGCAGACUUUUCGUUCACGAACAGCUUGAUGUUUGAAUCCCGAUAUAAACAAGCAGUGAAUGAUUGUCGACCAUAUGUGAUGGAUUCCAACUAUACCAGUCUAUCCCCUAUUAUGUCUGUCAUCGGUGGUGAAGACUCCAGAGUUUCUAAAAACGUUGCAAGUGUAUUACAACUAAAUGAUAUCCCUCAAAUAAGCUAUGGGGCCUCAAGUGCUGAGCUGUCCAACAGUCAGUUUUCCACAUUUUUUCGCACUGUUCCAUCUGACAAUUUUCAAUCGCAUGCAAUGGUUGACAUAAUUAUGCAUUAUGAGUGGAGUUGUGUUGCAUUAAUUGGAACAGAUGAUGUCUAUGGGAGGAGUGGAGUCAAUACAUUUGUAGAAGCAGGAAAGGCAAGCAACCUUUGUAUCGCAUCCAUGGAUCUGUUCCCAGUUCAUGACUACCAAGAGAAAAUCAAAGAGAUAAUAAUAAAACUGAAAGGGAUGGUACAUGUAGACAUCAUAGUUCUUUAUAGCCUUUCUGCUCAGGCUGUUAACAUAUUUGAUGAAGCUUUGGAACAAGGUAUGACUGGCAAAACUUGGAUAGCAAGUGAUGGCUGGGCAAGAUCUCCUCUCGUCAGACAGAGCCGUUACAUCCCUAUUAUUCAAGGUACCAUUGGGCUUGAAUUCCGUGAUGUCAAGCAUGAGUUACUUGAAGACCACCUUCUCAACAUCACCAGUUCAACUCAUAAGGGCUUAUGGUGGUCACAGUUUUGGAGUGAGCUAUUCAACUGCAGUACUGGUCACGUUAAGAGUGAAAAAACCUGUAAUGGUUCUGAGAGGAUAUCAAGGGAAUUGUACCAGAACAAAUUACAUGGACCAUUAAUUGCAUAUGUCAGAGAUGCUGUCUAUGCCUCUGCACAUGCACUACACACUUUAUUGAUUUGUAACUCCACCAAGAGCUGCAAAAUGAAACUAUCCAAUCUUACUACUGAGAUGGUUGUCACAUCAUUAAGGAGUCUUUCUUUUCAAGGAUUAACAGGCUAUCUGGACUUUUCAAAGGGAGAGGUCCAAGCACAGUAUGAUGUUCUUAAUAUUCAAUUGCAUGGUAAAGAACUAAAUUCUGUGAAUGUUGGAACUUGGAAUGUAACAUCAAUUUACUUGAAUGACAAUCAAAUUCAGUGGUCUAAUGGUAAAAUACCUAGGUCCACAUGUGGUGAUGUUUGCCAACCAGGUACAUUCAAAAGCAGUACAAUCCAGUGCAUAUGGGCAUGUGUACCUUGCUCAGGGGACACAAUAACUUCUAUACCUGGCAGCAUCAAAUGUGACAAGUGCAAAGAGGGAUACAUUGCAAAUGCUAAUCAUACAGAAUGUGUUGAGGUUCCUCCUGAUUACAUAAGCCCUAGUCACCCUUGGGGUAUUGCUCUAAUGACACUUACUGUACUAUGUCUGACAGCCACCAUGACAGUAAUAGGUAUUUUUGUAUAUAACCAUAACACACCCAUUGUGACAGAGACAGGGAGGCUCCUUAAUUUUGCUUUACUGUUUGAAAUCUUGUUUUCAUAUAUAUUUAACAUACUUUUGCUGCAAAAACCAUCUGAUAGCACGUGUGUAUUCUUGGGAGUUUACUUUUACUUAGUCUACACAAGUGCUGUUUUGACAUUCAUUUUAAAAGUUUACAAUAUCCGUCGCAUUAUGGACUCGCCCAGGAAACUAAGUAUAAGACUCAACUCAAUGACUCAACCAUGCUCUGCCCCUGGGAAAAAAGCAAAGCCAAUGUGGAUGUACUAUGUUGCAAGCCUGGCUGCAUCAAUGCUCUCAGUGAUUCUUGCUGUAGUAUGGGUGGCAAUUGAUGGUGUAUAUUGUGGCAAGGUGAUCAUAUCUAGAGCCCAAGUUUACUACAGUUGUAAAUCAAUGAAUUCACCAAUUGGCCUAUUUCUUCGAAUACUCAAUGUGCUUUAUUUGGCAAUAUUGGCACUUAUAGGAACUGUGUAUGCUUAUCGCACAAAGAAUAUCCCUCAGCUUCAAAAAUUCCGUGAGGCCAAGCACCUUGCUUACAGUAUGACUGUAUUUCUGGUUACUUUAUACACAUUCUACCCUGGCUGGACCCUCAUUCAAGGCCCUGUAUUACAGGUGUUUGCCUGUUCAACAAAUCUUAUUGCUGCGUCAAGUGUCAUCAUAUGUGCAUUUGGGCCCAAGAUUCAACUAAUCUUUAGAGAACCUUUAAAGAAUGCAACUACUCAUGUGAGACCUAUUAGUGGCUCUGUGACUGAUGUUGCUUUGGGAAUGGGUGUGACCUUAUUGACUACAGCAAGAGGUCGCUCUGUGACUGUUUUGAGCUCAAGCCAAUCCACACCGCCCUCCAUUCGGAUGUCUACCAUACACUCAUGUGCAUGAUACUAUCAAAUAACAAUACAGAUACUGAUAAAUUUAUUUGAUAUGAGUCAAUUAUGUACUUUAAAAGGGAUGCACAUUUUUUCUUGGGUGAUGUCUAAUUAAUCUUCUUAGCUCAGCAAUUCUGUAGGACUUAUUUGGAGGCUAAUAAAAAGAUGACAAGGUACUCCAAA
Nematostella vectensis (starlet sea anemone) is the source of this 3201-nucleotide messenger RNA. Its product is annotated as extracellular calcium-sensing receptor. The record is from RefSeq and is a predicted model, not a curated record. The transcript has a single exon. Bases 299 to 3031 code for a protein of 910 amino acids. Gene Ontology annotation, molecular function: adenylate cyclase inhibiting G protein-coupled glutamate receptor activity. NCBI's taxonomy places the organism in Eukaryota, Metazoa, Cnidaria, Anthozoa, Actiniaria, Edwardsiidae. Gene Ontology annotation, biological process: G protein-coupled glutamate receptor signaling pathway; regulation of synaptic transmission, glutamatergic. Gene Ontology annotation, cellular component: membrane.